GCAAAAGGUGACACACUCGAUGAGUGUUUAAAAUGAACACUUGAUGAGUGUUUGAAAUGAACAUCGUCUACUUUUAAUGUCAAAUAAAAGAUGAUAGCAAAUUUAGAUGUCUAUCGAUUUCCGCGUAAAAAAAAAUGAUUCGAUUCUGUUUGCGUGCAGGUUAAAAACAAGUUAAUAUAAUCCUCCAAUGUCCUUUCACAUUUCUCUCUAGACACAUACAACGUCCAAUUAAUAUUCUGAUAGUUGGGCUCAACUCUCAUUGAGCACUAGUGACAGUUUCUCCAUUUUUGUAGCAUUAAUGGAGAAUGGGAACAAUGUCUCCGGUGAUAAGCCGAUGGUAAUGGUCACUAAUGAUGAUGGAAUUGAUGCACCUGGUUUAAGAGCUCUUGUUCGUGCCCUCGUCUCCACCAAUCUAUUCCAUGUUCUCGUUUUUGCUCCUGACUCUGAAAGAUCGGCUGCUAGUCAUUGUGUUUCAUGGCAACGCUCGGUUACUGUUAAGAAAGUAGAUGUCCCUGGCGCUACAGCUUUUGCAGUUUCUGGAACUCCAGCAGACUCAACUUCCCUAGGAAUCUCCAAAAAGAUCUUUCCUUCGCUACCUGAUCUGGUUGUCAGUGGCAUUAAUUUAGGCUGCAAUUGCGGCUAUGACAUUGUUUAUUCAGGGACAGUGGGUGGUGCACGAGAGGCUUUCUUCCAUGGCAUUCCUUCUGUCGCUGUAUCAUAUGACUGCCAUAAUAUGGUUGGUCGAAAACUCAAUGUUGAUGAUUUCACAUUAUGCGCUGAAGCUUCCAUACCCAUCAUCACUGCUAUGUUGGCUGAGAUCGCUAAUAAGACUUAUCCUCAGAAUUGCUUUCUGAAUAUAAAUGUCCCCAGAGAAGUUGCCAAUAACAAGGGUUACCGGCUGACUAAGCAGGGGAAAUGUUUUUACAAAAUGGGAUGGACGCAAGUUAUUUCUGAAGCACAAGCAGUUACAACGUCACAAACAAAACUAAUGGAGAUAAAUCCAUCGGGAAAUACAGAAGUAUAUACAGAAGAGAUGAUAUUAAGCACCAAAGAAGAACAUCUACUGUUUAAGUUAGAUACUGCGGAAACACCAACAGUGGAUGAUGAAGAUACUGAUUACUCAUCCCUUCAAGCAGGAUAUAUUAGUGUUACUCCCCUUUCUGCCUUAUCUCCUGCUGAGACAGAUAGCAUUGCAUUCUUCAAAAAAUGGCUUCCUGGUGUCUGUGCUUGCUCUCUUUGAUUAUGCGCGUAACAGAUGUAGCAUUAACCAUGGCAAUGGGGAUUUGAUGCUGAUCUCCAUUAUCCUUCCUGUGAUCUAAACCUGAUGGUUAUCAUGUGGUAUUAGUUAUUCUAUGAAUAAUUGACAAUAUUUGUGGUCCAGUCCUUUCUCAGACCUCGCGCAUAGUGGGAGUUUUGCACCGAAUGCCCAAAUGAGCAACAUGUAUGAAUUCUGUAUCAUUUGGUUAACAACUCAUAACUGUAUUUCUCUUUGGAGUAGUGAGGAAUUGCGAGACAAUUCUAUAUUAUUAUUUCCUAAA
Capsicum annuum is the source of this 1538-nucleotide messenger RNA. Its product is annotated as 5'-nucleotidase SurE. Gene Ontology annotation, molecular function: nucleotidase activity. Lineage: Eukaryota; Viridiplantae; Streptophyta; Magnoliopsida; Solanales; Solanaceae. Gene Ontology annotation, cellular component: cytosol. The record is from RefSeq and is a predicted model, not a curated record. The transcript has 10 exons. The coding region runs from base 299 to 1240 and encodes 313 amino acids.